GGGUUGCAAAGGUUUUGCAUUUGUUGAGUCUGAGAGGGAGUGGAAGCAGCGGAGGCGCAAAGAUGCAGAUAUUCGUGAAAACCCUAACGGGGAAGACCAUCACCCUCGAGGUCGAGAGCAGCGACACCAUCGACAAUGUCAAGGCUAAGAUCCAAGACAAAGAAGGAAUCCCUCCGGAUCAGCAGCGUCUGAUUUUCGCCGGAAAGCAACUUGAAGAUGGAAGGACCUUAGCCGAUUACAACAUCCAGAAGGAAUCCACUCUCCACCUUGUUCUCAGGCUUCGUGGUGGCAUCAUCGAGCCUUCAUUGAUGGCUUUGGCUCGCAAAUACAACCAAGACAAGAUGAUUUGCCGCAAGUGCUAUGCUCGUCUGCAUCCUAGGGCUGUGAACUGCCGCAAGAAGAAGUGUGGUCACAGUAAUCAGUUGAGGCCAAAGAAGAAGAUUAAGUAAAUUCUGGUUGAUACUAUUGGUCUCUUCCAUGUUGGACUCAGGGGAGGGACUGUUUGUUGGUUUACAAAAUUACUGUUUAUUGUUUCCGGUUUUGAUUAAUGUUAAAUGUUUUGAACGACAUUUUUGUGGUAGUCAAUUAUAUUUGUUAUGUUGACAUUAUGAUCUUUUUAAGUGGUAGUUUAUGUUUGGUAAUGCACUCUCAUCGUAGUAAAUUAUAUGCUUUCUUAUAUAA
Molecule: messenger RNA, 681 nt
Organism: Cajanus cajan (pigeon pea)
Lineage: Eukaryota; Viridiplantae; Streptophyta; Magnoliopsida; Fabales; Fabaceae
Product: 60S ribosomal protein L40-1
Biological process (GO): translation
Cellular component (GO): ribosome
Molecular function (GO): protein binding; structural constituent of ribosome
Source: RefSeq, a predicted model, not a curated record